This is a messenger RNA of Microthlaspi erraticum, 804 nucleotides long. NCBI's taxonomy places the organism in Eukaryota, Viridiplantae, Streptophyta, Magnoliopsida, Brassicales, Brassicaceae. The record is from the annotation of a GenBank genome assembly.
AUGAAGAAAGUCAACUUUGUGUCUGCUGAGGAGAUGGAACCAGUCCAAGAAGGGGAGGAUACACAAUUUGCUGAGGUGUGCUACAUGAGCAAUGGGCAAGGAGGUUACAACAAAGGAUACUAUAAUUACAAGUCCAACCCUGCCAUGUCAUACCGCAACACUGAUGUUGCUAACCCUCAGGACCAAGUCUAUCCUCAACAACAAGCAGCUCGAUCGAGUCAAGGCUUUCCCCACCAACCGCCCCAGCCUGCACCUUCACAAGAGAAUGAGCUCAAGGCAAUGCUAAAGCAACUACUUCAAGGGCAAGCUGAUGGGGUAGUGGACACAAGCAAGAAGCUAGCUGAAAUAAACUCUAAGAUCGAGAACCUCAACACAAGGGUUUACUCUCUGGAGAAUCAUGCUUCUUCUGUUGCUGCUGCUACAAAGCAAGGACAACUACCUGGUAAAGCUAUUCAGAACCCCAAGGAACAGUGCAAGGUCAUCUUCACUCAAGAAGGACUUGUUGAAGAAGAGGAUCAAGAAAGGGUCAUUGAAGAUUUUUGUUUACUGCUGAAUGAUGAAGAGAUUGUUGCUGCUGAGGCUCCUGGAGUCCAGAUUGAUCAACCAGAAGUGCAGGCACCUACUGUGGCCAUUCACACUUCACCAGUUGAGCUCGCACGACAAGCUCGAUCGGCAGCUCGAUCGAGUCCAACUCUAGCUCGAUCGAGUCCGACCUCUUCUGUCCGAAGCCUGUUUUGCUUGAUCCUUACCAACCGGUUGCCGCUUCCUCGUCUCGCCUACUUAGUCAAGGUCACAAGGAAGUGA